Messenger RNA from Symbiodinium necroappetens, 392 nucleotides. The record is from the annotation of a GenBank genome assembly. NCBI's taxonomy places the organism in Eukaryota, Dinophyceae, Suessiales, Symbiodiniaceae.
GAGUCUUACGAAGAGUGCUACGACGAGCUGGCGGAGUUGACGUUGCUGGUGAACGCGAGCACGCCGCUGAUGGACAUCGAGGAAGCUCACUUGCGAUUCGUGCGCAAGACCAACAAGUCCAAGGUGCGGAUGGGCAUGCCCACCCUGAAGCGCUUUGCGCGGCCGCUGGACUGGGCCGGCAUGGACGCCGUCCUGCGCCGUUACGCACGGAAGGUGCGCAAGGCCCACGCCGAGGGCCAGCAGGUGGAGGGGGAGCAGGAGCAGGCGUUGUCGUCCAUGACGCUCCGGGUGCCCGGCGAGUCGAGGAAGCACCUCCGCUCUAGGCGGGUGACCAUUAGCUCUCCUUUCCCGCGCCAGCACGCAGCUGCUGACGUCUUCCUGUAUGUCAAUCU